CUAGCAUUCGGUGACCAAAACCUCUUCUUCUUGUUUUCUUUUAGAAAGUCAUUAGCUAUGUGCCCGCCACAAAGCCCUCUCCUACAGGGCCAUGUACUGUCGCUGUCGGUGCAAUGUCGGGAGUUGAAACAUUUUCCACGCUCCUCCUCCACGAACUCAUGACUGACGUACCCCUCCAUUUUUUUUGGCUUCAACCUUCAACCAACUCUUGGCUCUCACCGCAUCUUCUACCAACAAGAUGCCAUUCCGAAGACGCUACCACCCUCCAAUUGACCCAUCCUCUUCUAGUUUAAUAUAACAAGGAACGGCUCAGCAGACUCUCUUUUGGAACGAUGCUGCUCCGAAGACUUCCAUCGCUACUGCUACUGUUUGCACCCGCAACGGCUUUUGUUCCGAGGUCUCCUUCUCGAGGAGGUUCAUCGCGGGGUAGUACAUCAUUGGCGGCCCUCUCGGAGCGACAACAACAAUUUUGGGAAGACGUGGAGAGUGGCUUGGACGAUAUUGCCGAUUUCUACCAGAGCAAAAGGAAUCUGGAUAUUGAUCGAAUCCGGCUAUUUGGAAAAAGUGCCCGAGGAGAAAUAGAUCCACCCAAAGGAUCCAUGGAAGGUCAUGAUCCUUCUGAGGAACAUGUCGAUGGAUUGACGGCACGGCCCUUUUGGGAUGCGGCCGACAUGCCCGAGGAAUUCCCCUGGGCGCCACAGUUGGAAGAAAAGGCCGACAUUAUUCAACAAGAAUUCGCCGCCAAGCUGGCAGAACAGGAGAGCCAAAUGUUUGCAUCGGACUCGGCGUGGCAGAAUCAAGUCAUGGGUGGCGGAUGGAGUGCCGUGAGAUUACAACGAUUGGGUGUCUGGAACGAAGAAAACUGCCGACAAUUCCCACAAACCUACGAAUUGAUCCGAUCCCUCAAUAUUCCACUGGCGGUACGAGGGGUCUGCUUUGCCCGACAGGCACCGGGAUCCGGCGUGCAGCCGCACAGCGAUGGGCGCAAUUUCAUUCUUACAUCCCAUUUGGGCUUGAAAAUUCCGGAGGCAUGUUGGAUUGAAGUGGGCACGGAACGACGCGGAUGGGAGGAAGGCAAACUAACAACCCUGGAUACAUCAUUUACCCAUUCGACGGGCAAUCCGUCCUCCGAAGAUCGACACGUUCUGAUUAUUGAUUACUGGCAUCCAGAAUUGUCAGAAGCCGAACGAGCUGCACUGGAGUUUGUUUAUGAUUUGAGAAACAAGUUUGAGAGUGGUCUUGUGCCAAUGCGCAGACCGAGGGGUACAUUUGCCCCCAAAGACGAACAGCAAGAAGAAGGUGGGCUUGGAGCGUGGUUCAGUAAGAAUUUUGGUGGUGACAACUAAGUAAUUAGAGAUCUACGUCGCUAGCUCCUGUUUUGGUGUUGAUGGCUGGCUGCUCCAGAAUAUUAGAUCAGCUAUUUGGCGACCGUCGGCUCGGAGGAAUAGAACCGCUCCAGUAUACCGUCAUGAUUCCCUUAGGUUGUUACGUUACACCAGAUCUAAGGGCAUCAUUCCCUUGGGUUGUUACUUUAGACCAAAUUACCCUCAAUCAUUCAGGAACAGUGUUUAAUUUUUUAAAAGUCGAUACCAGUAGCUAGGAAGAGUGGCAGAGUGACGGAUUCAUGGAGAGAAAGUAGUAUAGACAGCUCAGAUCAUGAAGCGAGUCAAUGAGGACCUCCACCCAGUCAAUCCUUCUAUUAUACAUGACAUCACUCCUUGCCCUUUUUGAGCGGUGUCGUUGCUGGCGUUUUGUUUGGAUACUCGUCGGAUCCUCUCUGCUGCAGAACAGCCGUCGUCUGCCUAGCUUGUUGAGUUUCAGGUAGAAUGCAAUCUCGGCGUGAUGGCUGAAUCCACACAACAUGGAAAAUGUCUCCAAAUGGUAGUUCCAGCCAAUGGCGUGGCAAAACGCAGCUUGCAUAUGCGGGUGGCAAAUUGGAUGUUGUUGAUCCACCUGCGUGGGAGUUAGAAGACGCGAUUGAUAGUGUGCGCUUGUCAUUAGUCGAAAGUCUCUUAGCUGAGACGUUUGCAAGGAAUCUGCCAAGAACAAGCAGGAUGCUUUGGUUGCUCCCCUGUCAUCCGAUUCCAGCUCUUUGAUCCAUACAUGCAAGAGCUGGAGGGUCCCAAUUGAAAGCAGUUUGCCCAAUGCCAAAAUCCCCUGGCUUCCAACAUGGCAAGAUGACAGGCGUAUCUCUUUGAGUUGGCAUUGAUUGUUGGCUUGUAUCGCUUGCGCAAUGCCUCCCAGGUGAUCAUCAGUCAAAGUGAAGUCGUAGAUCAAGAGCUUGGUUAAGCUUGCUGAUUGGCAUAGCGAUGACAUGGAUUC
Molecule: messenger RNA, 2322 nt
Organism: Seminavis robusta
Lineage: Eukaryota; Bacillariophyta; Bacillariophyceae; Naviculales; Naviculaceae
Source: the annotation of a GenBank genome assembly